Molecule: messenger RNA, 1656 nt
Organism: Leptonychotes weddellii (Weddell seal)
Lineage: Eukaryota; Metazoa; Chordata; Mammalia; Carnivora; Phocidae
Source: RefSeq, a predicted model, not a curated record
UGGAAUUGGGAGGAAGAGGGAGAGGGAGACCGGGACGAGACCGGGGCCGUGGUGCGGAGAGAGGCUGAGACUGAGAAGAGGAGAGGGAGAGAAGGCGCGGGGACCGUCCUUAGCUACAAUCUGUCAGCUACCCCCAGGAGAGAGAAGGGAGAAGGGAGGAGGCCGGGGCGGGAGUGAGGGCUGUCACCCUCGGACCCCGGCGUGAGAGGGGCCGUGCGGCCGGACGUCCUCGGGGUGGGCCCCCUGUCGGUGGCCGAAGACCUGGGGCUCAGGCCCUUCGGUCGCGAAUUUCCGGGCUUGACCCCUCGCUUCUCAAAUAUCCGGGUAUCAGCCCCUCAGACCCAACAUAUCCAGGACUCGGGUCCCAACCUCUCUAAACCUGGGGCUCUGUUUCAUAGGAUUUCAAAAAUCUGGGGUUCAGGCCCCUGCGUGCACCAGUAUCCGGGGUUCAUUCCCCGCGCGUUCAGAUAUCAAAUUCAGCCUCCCUUCGUUCAAAUAUCUGGGGUUCAGACCCCACAACCAGAAAUCCGGGAUUCAGCAACUGUCGCCCUCGAGGAGGAGGAGGACUGGACCGCGAGGUCAGAUCAGGUUGUCACCCCCUCCCCUCCAGGGGAGGCUUCCCGGGCCCGCCCCUCAGGAAGGGCGAAAGCCGAGGAAGAGGUGGCAAGGGGAAAGGUCUCCUUGCCCCUCUCCCUGCUUGGCAGAGCCGCUGGAGGACCCCAGGAGGAGGCGGAAGCGCUGGGGCACCAUAGUGACCCCUACCAGGUCAGGCCCCACUCUCAGGGCCCCCAGGGGCCAUCAUGCCAGCUGGGGGCCGGGCCGGGAGCCUGAAGGACCCCGAUGUGGCUGAGCUGUUCUUCAAGGAUGACCCUGAAAAGCUCUUCUCUGAUCUCCGGGAAAUUGGCCAUGGCAGCUUUGGAGCCGUGUACUUUGCCCGAGAUGUCCGGAAUAGUGAGGUGGUGGCCAUCAAGAAGAUGUCCUACAGUGGGAAGCAGUCAAAUGAGAAGUGGCAGGAUAUCAUCAAGGAGGUGCGGUUCCUGCAGAAGCUCCGGCACCCCAAUACCAUUCAGUACCGGGGCUGUUACCUGAGGGAGCACACGGCUUGGCUGGUGAUGGAGUAUUGCCUGGGCUCAGCUUCUGACCUUCUAGAAGUGCACAAGAAGCCCCUUCAGGAGGUGGAGAUUGCAGCUGUGACCCACGGGGCCCUUCAGGGCCUGGCUUAUCUGCACUCCCACAACAUGAUCCAUAGGGAUGUGAAGGCUGGAAACAUCUUGCUAUCAGAGCCAGGCUUGGUGAAGCUGGGGGACUUCGGCUCUGCAUCUAUCAUGGCACCCGCCAACUCCUUUGUGGGCACCCCAUACUGGAUGGCUCCGGAGGUGAUCCUGGCAAUGGAUGAGGGGCAGUACGAUGGCAAGGUGGAUGUCUGGUCCUUGGGGAUAACCUGCAUUGAGCUGGGUAAGGACGACAUCCUCUGUUCCUUCGUCCUUUUUUCUUUCCACUCCUUUCUCUUUCUCUUACCAUCCCCAUACCAUCUCAUCCUCAGGUUUUCAAGCUCCUGUCCAUUUUGACUCUACCCUUGAUCCCCUAUUCAGGUAGCUGUCAAAUCCUGCCAGCUCUUAGACCUGAAGAUUUCAGAGCAUUCUUCCCUUCCUGUCC